CGGGCGGGCGGCGGGGGCCCGCGGGAGCUGUCCCUGGAGGAGGUGCUGAAGUGCUACGAGCAGCCGCUGAACGAGGAGCAGGCGUGGGCGCUGUGCUUCCAGGGCUGCCGUGCCGCCGCCGCCGCCGCCGCCCCCUCCGCCGCUCCGCUCCGCACCUCCGACAUCCGCCUCCGCGGAGACGGCAGCGUCGCGCUUCCACCCCCGCCGGCCGAGCUGCCCCUGCUGCUGACACCUGCUGCUGAAGCACAGAUGGUGCAGUCCUUGGGCUUUGCCAUCUACCGGGCACUGGACUGGGGGCUGGAUGAGAACGAGGAGCGGGAGCUGAGCCCACAGCUGGAGCAGCUCAUCGACCUGAUGACCAACAGCGACUCAGAGGACAGCGGCUGCGGCACGGCUGACGAGGGCUAUGGGGGGCAGGAGGAGGAGGAGGAGAGUGGCGAGGGGCCACUGCGGGCAGUGCGCACCUUCGGGCAGGCCAUGCGGUGCUGCGCCGCGCGCCUCGCCGACCCCAACGAAGCCCAGGCUCACUACCAGGCUGUUUGCCGGGCGCUCUUCGCUGAAACUGUGGAGCUCAAAGCUUUCCUGGCCAAGAUCCGUGAUGCCAAGGAGAUGCUGCAGAAGCUGAAGGAGGAUGAGGAGGCGGAGGAGAGGCCGGCGGCGGAGCUGGGCAGCCUGCGUAACACAGACUGGGCCCGGCUGUGGGUGCAGCUGAUGCGGGAGCUGCGGCACGGCGUCAAGCUGAAGAAGGUACAGGAGAAGCAGUUCAACCCACUGCCCACCGAGUACCAGCUGACCCCCUUCGAGAUGCUCAUGCAGGACAUCCGGGCGCGCAACUACAAGCUGCGCAAGGUCAUGGUGGAUGGGGAUAUCCCACCACGGGUGAAGAAGGAUGCCCACGAGCUCAUCCUGGACUUCAUCCGCUCCCGGCCCCCUCUCAAGCAGGCCUCAGAGCGGCGGCUGCGGCCACUGCCCCAGAAGCAGAGGACGCUGCACGAGAAGAUCUUGGAGGAGAUCAAGCAGGAGAGGAAGCUCCGGCCCGUGGAAACAUCAUACCGGGGCCAGAAAGGGUACAGCUCGCUGCCCUGCAUCCCGCAUGCCUGCUCCAGCCACCUCACCUCCAGCUCCUGCAUUGAUCUCUCCAUGCCCGAGGCCAGCACCAUGCCAGCACGCCCACGGCCCCGCGUCCUGCUCAAGGCACCCACUCUGGCUGAGAUGGAGGAGAUGAGCAUCUCUGAGGAGGAGGACUCGCCAAGCACAGAGUCUGUCUCGGGGCUGUCCAUGAAGCGGGACCGCUCCUUCUCAGAGCAGGACUUAGCCCAGUUCCGGAGCGAGCUUGGUGGUGGCCAUGCAGCACCCGAGGUGCCAGGGUCACUGGAUCCUGAGCCCCGGCCCCGAUCAGGCUCUGUCCCCGCCAGCUACCACCCAGUGCCGUAUGGCUCCGUGCCACACACUGCCCUGGGCCCCGUGGAGGAGAGGCCGGAGGACGGCUCCAGCACUGCACCCAGCAGCAGCAGCUCCAAGCACCUCUGGCUGGAGUUCAGCCACCCUGUGGAGAGCCUGGCCCUCACCGUGGAGGAGAUGAUCAACGUACGUAGGGUGCUGGUCAAGGCUGAGAUGGAGAAGUUCCUACAGAGCAAGGAGCUCUACAAUAGCCUGAAGAAGGGCAAGGUCUGCUGCUGCUGCCGCGCCAAAUUCCCCCUCUUCUCCUGGCCUGCAGCCUGCCUCUUCUGCAAGCGGUCUGUCUGCUCCUCCUGCAGCCUGAAGAUGAAGAUGCCUUCCAAGAAGCUAGCUCACAUCCCCGUCUACGCACUGGGCUUCGAGAGCCUCCCAGGCUCACUGCUGGCCAAAGCUCUGCCACUGCGCAAGAGGGAAACCUUCCACUCGCUGCCAGGUCCAGGCUGGCGUCGGGUGGAGGAGGAGUUCCCCCACAUCUACGCACAGGGCUCCGUGCUCCGCGACGUCUGCAGUGACUGCACCGGCUUCGUGGCCGACGUCAUCUGCUCCAGCCGCCGCAGCGUGGCCGUCCUCAACGCCGCGCCCCGCCGCCCCGCUGCCCCGCGCUCCCUGCGCUGCAGCUCCUGGCACGAGUGAGGGCCCGGCGCCCACCCCGCCCGGAUGUACAUAUAUACAUAGGAUGUAUACAUACAGCCUCUAUAUUUAUAUACCUUACGGACAUUAUGGACCAUGGAACGUGGUGCUCCGUGGCUCCCAGCACACGUCCCUGUGGCACCCUCCUGGCCCCGCUGCUGGCGGGGCGCUGGCACGGCCCUCAGGGACAGGGAGGGGGCCUCUCUGGGGCACUCUUCGCCCCCCCGUCCUCCCGGUCCCAUUUCUGUGCCAAGCCCUGGAAGGACUGGGAUGCCUUAUUGCCCCAUGUUGGUGUCAUGGCCCCAUGGGUGGCACAGUCACACUGUACAUACCGGCCCCCUGCCAAUAAACCAUUCUGGGCUGCCC
Messenger RNA from Numida meleagris (helmeted guineafowl), 2454 nucleotides. It is a transcript of the gene SPIRE2, whose product is annotated as spire type actin nucleation factor 2. Gene Ontology annotation, biological process: establishment of meiotic spindle localization; actin nucleation; Golgi vesicle transport. The annotation marks the transcript as partial. Gene Ontology annotation, cellular component: cell cortex; cytoplasmic vesicle membrane. The transcript has 15 exons. Gene Ontology annotation, molecular function: actin binding. The record is from RefSeq and is a predicted model, not a curated record. NCBI's taxonomy places the organism in Eukaryota, Metazoa, Chordata, Aves, Galliformes, Numididae.